Sphaeramia orbicularis (orbiculate cardinalfish) is the source of this 1086-nucleotide messenger RNA. RefSeq lists its product as uncharacterized. NCBI's taxonomy places the organism in Eukaryota, Metazoa, Chordata, Actinopteri, Kurtiformes, Apogonidae. The transcript is spliced from 5 exons. The coding region runs from base 34 to 1044 and encodes 336 amino acids. The record is from RefSeq and is a predicted model, not a curated record. Gene Ontology annotation, biological process: response to bacterium.
AACUCACACGACACAGACUGCAGAUCUUCAGAGAUGAUGCCACCUUACAUUCUGCUGCUAUUUUUGAGAAUCUGUCUGGUUCCAGCUGAAGAUAUAAUUCAAGAAAGUGGGAUCAAAAAAGCUCGAGUUGGUGAAAAUGUGACUCUGCAAUGCUCUUGUCAAGAUGACGCUAUAACUUUCUUCUUCUGGUACCAGCAAACAUUAGGAGGAAAGCCUCAAAUGAUAUCAAAUCGGAUGAUGCACAAACAAGAUGCAGAGAUCACCUCUGACUUCAUGAAAAGAUUUGAAGUUCAUGGAACAGGAAGAGAUAACAACCUUACAAUAACAAACCUCCAGCUAUCAGAUUCAGCCACAUAUUUCUGUGGGGUUUUACUAUUCAGUGCAGUUGAGUUUGGGGAUGGAGUUUUCCUUCAUGUACAGGCUUCUCUGACCCCCCUGCAGGCUGUUGUGAAGCAGCAAACUCAGAAACACUUUCAGGAUGGAGACCUCAUUGAUUUAAGCUGUACAAUAUACGCCCAACCAUGUGCAGAGGACCAGGACCAGAGCUUCUACUGGUUUAGACACAGUGCAUCUCAGCCUGCCAUUGUCUAUCCAAGUACUGGGCAAUGUGCAAAACUCUCUGACGAUUCAUCUGUGAAAAACUGCACUUUAAGUCUGAGAGUGGAGUCUGCGAGCUCCUCUGAUACCGGGACUUACUACUGCGCUCUGGCCUCCUGUGGGGAGAUCAUAUUUGGAAACGGAACAAGAGUGGAGAUUUCAGGAGGUUUAACCGGAUUCCACACUGUCUAUGUGUACUUCCUGAGCGCUUCACUGGUCAUUUCCAUUGUUGUUGUCCUCAUCUUGACUUUCAUCAUGUACAGAUUGAAAAAAAAUCUUUGUUCUGUCUGCAAAGGAGCUCCUCCUCUGAAUGAUACUGCGGGCCAAAAUGCAGAUAAUCUUCACUAUGCUGCCCUGAGUCUGAACAGAAACAGUGGACGUCAGCACCAUGAGGAGCAUCUAGAGAGUCAUUGUGUAUAUUCUAGAAUAAGGAGUAGGAAAGAAUAAAGGUGUUUCAUGCAAUCAAUUUUGCAAGAUAAAUGAAAAUAU